Molecule: messenger RNA, 772 nt
Organism: Telopea speciosissima
Lineage: Eukaryota; Viridiplantae; Streptophyta; Magnoliopsida; Proteales; Proteaceae
Product: thioredoxin H4-1-like
Exons: 5
Coding region: 119-589 (156 amino acids)
Source: RefSeq, a predicted model, not a curated record
UUAAUGCGUGUUCUCAUUUGGGUUUGCUUGUGUAGGUUAAGAAGGGUUUCCGUGAGCUACUAAACUUUGAAGGGUGCUGCAGGAUUCCUAUCAAGAGGAACCAGUACUCCAAACUUCAAUGGGAAAUUGCGUGGCUAGGGUGAGUCUUUCAAACAUAUUCCAUGUUCUCCAACCUUCCAUGGGAAUUUGCAGGAAUAGGGACCAAGACGAUUCAGAUCAUGCUGUAAACUUUGCCAGUGGAAAUGUACAUCUUGUAACUACCAAAGAAGGUUGGGAUGAAAAGAUAUCAGAAGCAAAUAAGGAUGGCAAGUUUGUUGUGGUGAAUUUCAGUGCGUCAUGGUGUGGUCCUUGCAGAAUGAUUGCACCACUCUACAGUGAGCUUUCUGAGAAAUACCCUACACUCACGUUUCUAACUGUGGAUGUUGAUCAGCUAACUGAAUUCAGCUCUUCAUGGGAUAUCCGAGCCACUCCAACCUUUUUCAUCCUUAGAGAUGGGCAGCAGGUCGACAAACUUGUGGGUGCCAACAAGCCUGAGCUACAGAAGAAGAUAAUCAGCCUUGCAGAUUCAGUAGCCCAGGUUUCUAAAUGAUUGCUGAUUGCUUUUUCUGUGAGUAUUUAUAAACUAGACAGCUUGUCUUGUAAAUAUUUUUUUUUCUCUCUUCUCCCCCCAACCCUCAUGUCUAAAGUAUGUCAUGUCUUUUUCUGUAAAAUCAGUUGAAUCGUUAGAUGAACCCUGUAAUUUUUGAGAACUUGGAAUUGAGGCACUCUCUCU